Loa loa (African eye worm) is the source of this 621-nucleotide messenger RNA. RefSeq lists its product as hypothetical. Lineage: Eukaryota; Metazoa; Nematoda; Chromadorea; Rhabditida; Onchocercidae. The transcript has a single exon. The coding region runs from base 1 to 621 and encodes 206 amino acids. The record is from RefSeq and is a predicted model, not a curated record.
AUGACGACCCAGAGAUUGCAAAUGGUGUUUAUUUUGGCUGUGGUUCUGACAUGUCUUGCUCUGAAUGAUAUCCGAGCGAUGCGAAUAAAACGAGAUGAUCCAGGACAAGAAGACCACAAAAACCAGACAGAUGUAAAUCACGAUGAGCCUCAAGAGCAUGGCCACGAACAUCAAAAUGAUUCCAGUCAUGAAAAACAUGGACAUCACAACUUUUCUGGAAGUCAUGAAAGUUAUAGCAAGGAUCACAGUGAUGAGAACCAUCACCACGAAAAGAAAACUCAGUACUACUGUAAAUGCCAUAGUCAUCACGACAAUGAAACGGAAAGCCAAGAACAUGAACAUGAACAUAAGCAUGCUCAUGAAAAUGACACAGAAACUCAUAGUCACAAAAAUACCCAUGAACAUCUAGGUAAUUAUUCAGAUAGUAGUGAACAUAGUGAUCAGGAAUGCCGAUGCCAUUGUCAUUGUUCGAAACAUAAAGGAAGCCACGCUCACAAGCAGAAGGGAAGUGGUGAACACUGUCACUGUUUCUGCCAUCAUCACGGAGAUGAGAAGCACAAGGGAUCAGAUCAGAUGGAACAACAAGAUAAGGAAGAUCAUGACAAGGAACAUAAAAGUUAG